AAGCGACUAGCGUCUCUGGUUACCAUUCUGCCCCACAAUGCAUCACUUCUCAUGGAGCCUUUGAGGUGAAUGGAUUAAACAUAAUAAAUGAUGGAGAGGGAACCGCACAACUGCGUAGUCUUCAACGCUUCUAAAAGAGAAGUGUUCACGGCCAACAAUGGAUACAAGUCAAUGCAGAAGAGACUACGAGCCCAGUGGAAAAUCCAGAGCAUGAAAGAUGAGCUGUCUAUGGAGAGGCUACAUGGCGUCAAGUUGUGGAUCACUGCAGGUCCGAGAGAGAAGUUCACAGCAUCAGAGCUGGAGGUGCUGAAGCACUACCUGGAUGGAGGAGGAAACGUCCUGGUCAUGCUCGGUGAAGGAGGAGAAAUCAAAUAUGACACUAACAUCAACUUUCUCCUGGAGGAGUUUGGAAUACUGGUCAACAAUGAUGCUGUUGUGAGGAAUGUGUAUUACAAAUACUUCCACCCUAAGGAGGCGCUUGUGUCCAAUGGUGUAUUGAACAGAGAGAUCAGUCGGGCUGCUGGCAAAGUGGUCACAGGAAUCAUUGAAGAUGAAAAUGUUGGGAACAAUGCACAGGCUCUGACAUUUGUGUACCCGUACGGAGCCACACUGAGUGUGAUAAAGCCGGCCAUGCCAGUUCUUUCUACUGGUUCAGUCUGCUUUCCCCUCAACAGGCCUGUCUUGGCCUUCUAUCAAGGAAAGGAGGCUGGCAAACUGGUUGUGCUGGGUUCGUGCCACAUGUUCAGUGACCAAUACAUCGACAAAGAAGAGAACAGUAAAAUCAUGGAUGUCAUGCUCCAGUGGCUCAUGACUGACAACAUCCAGCUGAAUCAGAUUGAUGCAGAAGAUCCAGAGAUCACAGAUUACACCAUGUUGCCAGACACAGGGUGCUUGUCAGAGCAGCUCCGAGUGUGUUUACAAGAGGGUGAUGAAAACCCCAGGGACUUCACCUCUCUCUUUGACAUGUCGUUGUUCAAUUUGUCAACUGACACCUUACCCCAAGUCAUCGGUGCCUACAAACAGCUUAAUGUAAAAGACGAGCCACUUCAGCUGAUCACACCACAGUUUGAGACUCCUCUGCCUCAGCUUCAACCUGCAGUCUUUCCACCGGCCUUAAGUGAUCUACCUCCACCCAUGUUGGACCUGUUUGAUCUGGAUGAAACGUUCUCUUCUGAGAAAGUGCGGCUAGCACAGCUCACCAAUAAAUGUACAGACGACGAUCUGGAGUUCUAUGUGCGUAAAUGUGGGGAAAUUCUGGGUGUGACUCCAAAGUUGGAUAAAGAGCAGAGGGAUGCCAAGCACAUCUUGGAGCACAUUUUCUUUCAGGUUGUAGAGUUCAAGAAACUCAAUCAGGAGCACGACGUCGACACAGAGGCACGUUUCACGCCAGUGUGAGAGGAUUCAAGAAACAUCUUCAACUCUGCCUUAUCAAUAUACAGGUUGUUCACUGAAAUUGUCACAGUGGGAGAAAGGGGGUCUGAUGAGAGGCAGAGAAAACCCAGGCUCGACAGCCUGGAGUCAGAUCCAUCAGCCAUCGUUUCAUUUGAUGCCCUGGACGUGGACAGCUGCUCCAGCGACAAAGACAACAUCAAACUCUGUUCACCAAAGAACUUCCUGUCAAGCUCCGAUGGAGAUGAACACUCGAAGCUUUUCAUAUCUAGGAAGUAAAAUGUGACACAUCAUCUGAUCAGAUUAAAAUGAAUUUCAUCUGCAGAAUAAAAACCAAUCUUCUCACCUGUAAUCACGAUAGCUUUCUCCAUUGUUCCCCUGGGCCUUUGAGUGUCAGCUGAGGUCCAGCUGGGUUUUAUCUGGGGCUGC
Messenger RNA from Pleuronectes platessa (European plaice), 1818 nucleotides. RefSeq names its product intraflagellar transport protein 52 homolog. NCBI's taxonomy places the organism in Eukaryota, Metazoa, Chordata, Actinopteri, Pleuronectiformes, Pleuronectidae. The transcript is spliced from 15 exons. Gene Ontology annotation, cellular component: cilium; centriole; intraciliary transport particle B. Gene Ontology annotation, biological process: cilium assembly; intraciliary transport. The record is from RefSeq and is a predicted model, not a curated record. The coding region runs from base 88 to 1395 and encodes 435 amino acids.